Hemiscyllium ocellatum (epaulette shark) is the source of this 4220-nucleotide messenger RNA. It is a transcript of the gene boka, whose product is annotated as BCL2 family apoptosis regulator BOK a. NCBI's taxonomy places the organism in Eukaryota, Metazoa, Chordata, Chondrichthyes, Orectolobiformes, Hemiscylliidae. Gene Ontology annotation, cellular component: mitochondrial outer membrane. Gene Ontology annotation, molecular function: protein heterodimerization activity; protein homodimerization activity. The transcript has 5 exons. Gene Ontology annotation, biological process: intrinsic apoptotic signaling pathway in response to DNA damage; regulation of apoptotic process; extrinsic apoptotic signaling pathway in absence of ligand. The record is from RefSeq and is a predicted model, not a curated record. Bases 455 to 1096 code for a protein of 213 amino acids.
UUAGUGCGAGAUGCCGAGAGUGAGUGAGUGACAGAGAGAGAGAGAGAGAAAGCCUUGUUUUGUAAUGCAGGGGUUGCCUGUUGUCUUUGUGCGUGAAGCGGGUUGGUGAGCACUUGAAACGGUGGAUGUGGUUGGACCUUCUGAUCACAACGCAUUAUCUUUUCCAUAAAUGGGGCUGCUGGCGAAAGUUGCUGGAAACCCGGAGGCAUUUUAGCAGGGCUUACAAUCGGGUUUAUUUGCUGUAAAAAUCGUCUCACCCAUAAAAGGGGAGCAAGCCGAGAGGGAGAGGCAGCGAGGGAGGCGGUGCAAGCACAUCUGCAACUGAAUCACCCUGAAGGAACAGCCGCGAAAAAGGGCGAGAGUGAGAAAGAUCAACCACCCUCUACAAUCAGAGGUUCCUUGAAAACAAGGCAGGAAGUUUAAUUUGCAGCACGUCCCGGAGCAGAAGAUCAGUAUGGAGAUGCUUCGACGUUCCUCUGUCUUUGCUGCUGAAGUGAUGGAUGUUUUUGACCGCUUUCCACCUGAGAAAGAGCUCAUUUCUCAAGCUAAAGCACUGUGCCGAGAUUACAUCCAUUCCCGCCUGAUCCGAGCUGGAAUUGUUUGGAGUAAACCAGAACCUGCUGUUUCUAGUCCAGCGAGCAAACUUACUGAGGUUUCAGCCGCACUUCUUCACUUGGGUGAUGAAUUGGAGUACAUCAGACCAAAUGUCUACAGGAACAUUGCUAAACAGUUGAAUAUCUCAGUCAGUUCUGAAAGCAUCGUAUCUGAUGCAUUCCUGGCUGUCGCCACUGAGCUUUUCUCUGCAGGUAUAACCUGGGGGAAGGUUGUAGCCCUCUAUGCUGUAGCUGGAGGUUUGGCCAUUGACUGUGUGAAACAGGGACAGCCUGCCAUGGUACACACGAUAGUCGAUUGCUUGGGGGAGUUUGUCCGGAAAACACUGGUGACGUGGCUCAGGAGACGUGGUGGAUGGGCUGACAUAACAAAGUCCGUGGUUAACAAUGAUCCCAGCAUUCGGGAUCAUUGGCUUGUCUCCUUCCUCUGCACCUGUGGACAUUUCCUCAAAGCAAUCUUCUUUUUCUUUCUGCGAGAGCGAUGAUCCGAACUGGGACAAUGUGGCCACCGUUUGCUGCCCUUUUCAAACAUAACACCUACUUAACAAUACGCCUGAAUUAACAGAAGCAAUUGGAAGCAAAUUCAACACUUGGCAGAUUGGAAUAUGAAUCCUUUCAGAGUCAUUGGCUGAACAAGGAACAUGUAAAUGGAACAGGCAGUGGAAACUAUGACAUCAGAAUUCUACUGACUCUUUACAAAAGGCUUUGAUUUCUAAAUGUGUAAAAGGUUGAUCUUUCACAUGGUAAUCGUUGAAAGCAGCAGUCCCAGCUGGUCUGCAAGUGAAACAUUUCUUUCGACAGGGCAGCUACUUUGAAGAAUCAAGAAUGAACAGCUGUGAACGUAUACUAUUAUAUCUUUUUAAGCUGUCAUUCUAAUAGCUCCAUCUUUGAUUCUGCAAACUAGCCACACCAGUUGAAUUUCUCUAAGAUGAAAACCAAAAUAAAAUCUAUUAAAUUCUAAGAAUGGAAGAAUAAUCCAAGCAUUUACAAACAGUUUUUUUUAAGAAGAUGGUAAUAUCUAGUCAUACAAAUCCCAGAUUCUGCUGCUCUGUUUUGGAUUUAGUUUAAGGUUUUGCAUAGCUUUGCAAAAUUAGGAAUUACUUUAGGUUUGUUACAAUGACUGUUUAUUCCAUUUAUAUAAAAUCCUGUCCAGGCUAAUCACUAUGGUGGGAGUCAUUUUUCCAGCAUCAACCUUCAGUAUAUUGUCUGUCUCCAUGAUUUAAUUGAAUGGGAUCUUAAUGCAAUUCAAAAAUGAUGUUUUUAUUACCUUGGCAUCUCUUCAAGGUCAAAUACAAAUGUGACUUGGCCCAAUGACCUCAUCAUUCCAUGUAAACCAUAGCCCAACUAUGUAGUCAUAAUUUGGAGAUUGGGUGUACAAAGUUAAAAAUCAUGUAACACCAAGUUAUAGUCCAACAGGCUUAAUUCGAAGCACUAGCUCCAAAAGCUAGUGAUUCCAAUUAAACCUGUAGGACUAUAACCUGGUGUUGCCUGAUUUUUGACCCAAAAAUCUAAGAUCACUGUGCCCAUUUUCAGGCAUGAACCAGGUUUCUACACCUCCAAAAUGGUAACAGGAAGUUUGCAUUCAUUUAGACUAUGUGCCAUGUCGAUGUAGAAUGGAAAAAGGCAUGUAGAACAGUUUCUCAGAUGGGUAUUAGGCUUUUUUUAAUGUAAAUAGCAGGCCUAAUGCCUGAUGGAGGUGAACACUGCAAGAUAGAUUGCUCUUAAACAGUUAGUGCAACCAGAAAAACAGAUCAACAUAUAACUUAACCAUAGAUCCUUUAAAAGGAAUCUCUGCAGUCCCGCCACAAAACAAUUAGGUUCUUAAAAAUACUUUCUAUGUAAAAGGUGGGUGGGGCCAGAGUACUCCUCCUAUCUCUACCACAGAUCUAUAGCCAGGACCCAGUCUCUGCAGCCCCCUUUCUCUUCCUAAAUAAGGCCUCCAUAGGGUCACUGCCAGCAACACAGACAUCUGCAAAUCUAUUCUGCACUGACCACACUGCCUGAGGUUACCUGCCUGGUGCCUGCUGCUCACCAGUCUCCUUUAUCUGAAGCCACAGUGUUAGGUACAGUUAAAUAACUAUAACUUUCUCAAACUUUAACUCCUGUCAUUCUGAAUUAGCAGGGAGCUCCUUGUCCUCAGGAGUCCAUGGCUGACUCUAUUAGUUGUGAGAGAAGUCAUCAGGUGAAUAAGUUUGACCUAUACAAAACAAAAUGAUUAUAACUGAUAUGGGGACAAAUAAUAAUGUUGAAUAACAGUAUAACUGUUUAUGGUUUGGGAUGUAUUCCAGCUCUUUCAACUUUGUAUUCACAGUGCCUGUUCAAAGUCAGGAUUUUCCUCAGGAUCAUGGAAAGAUGUCUACUGUGUGGGAUCACUUUGCAUUUUUACGAUGUUGUUAUUUUCUAUCAGAAGUGAAGCUAGAAGCCUGAAUUGGGUGCCCUGGUAUUCACCAAAAACGGAUACCCGCGCAAUUUCAUCAACAGAUGCCUAAGGGAAAGACAACGGAAUGAGGACAUGCCGCAACCCAAAGGACUAGCCACACUACCAUACAUCAGGAGCAUUUCCGAACUGACAGCCAGACUACUGCGACCACUAGGACUCAUAACAGCACACAAACCAACAACCACUCUCAGACAACUCACCAGAACGAAGGACCCAAUACCCAGCAUGAGCAAAACCAAUGUAGUGUACAAAAUCCCAAGGACUGCACAAAACACUACAUAGGACAAACAGGAAGACAGCUAAUGAUCCGCAUCCAUGAACACCAACUAGCCAUGAAAUGACAUGACUAGCUAUCCUUAGUAGCCACACACGCAGAUGACAAGCAACAUGAAUUCGACUGGGACAACGCUACUAUUAUAGGACAAGCCAAUCAGAAAACAGCCAGGGAAUUCCGAGAGGCAUGGCACUCAUCCACAGAUUCAAUCAAUAAGCACACGGACCUGGACCCAAUAUACCGACCACUGCAGCGGACAGCUGGAACUGACAACCGGAAGCGGCAGAUUCAAACCACUACAAAUGCCGGAGGAAAGAUCACAGAAGCGCUUCACAGGAGGCUCUCAAGCACUGAGGAUGUCACCUAGACAGGGGACGAGACGUCUGCAACACAAAUUCCCAGCUCGGCGAACAGAACCACAACUACGAGUACCCGAGCUUCAAAUCUUCUCACAAACUUUGAAUAGUAAUUAGUAAACAUACUGGAACCUGACCUACAACCCGCUCUCACUUUGAGAGCCACCUAGUGAAUAUCUUUGCCACUCUGAUUUUAUGUACUAGUGUGUCGCAUUAAUUAGGCCUUAAAGUGGUCGUUACCCUUGAAGGACAAGAUGUAUAUUCUGUUACGACAACAACAGAAACAAAUUGCUGGAAAAACUCAGCAGAUCUGGCAUUAUCUGUGGAGAAAAAGUAGAAUUAACAUUUUAGGUCCAGUGAUCCUUCUGCAGAUCAUGUAUUUUGUUCUUUUGUUAAUUCUAGAAGUCAGUAUUGUGUUCACCUUUAAAAUAAUAGUCAAGUUUAUUUAUAAGUAGGAAUUUUACAUCUAAAUAAUCAUAUCAAGCUGAUGGUACAAAUAGACAAUAAAUGUUGACCUUGCCAGCAAUAUCAAUAUCCCA